AUGUUUCUUUCUUUCUUAUUUUCCUUCUUUUUUCUCUCUUUCUUUCCUUCUUUCUUUUCCUCUUUCUUUCUAUCUUUGUUUGCUUGUUUCUUUUUUCUUUCUUUUUCAUUUUCUUUCUUUCCCUCUUUCUUUCCUUCUUUCUUUCUUUCCUCCUUUUUUAUUUUCCUUUUUUCUUUCUUUCCCUCUUUUUCCUUUUUUCUUUGCUUCUUUCUGUUAUUCUAUCUUUGUUUGCUUGUUUGUUUGUUUCUUUCUUUACUUCUUUCUUUCUUUCUUUAUUUAUUUUCUUUUUUCCUUCCUUCUUUAUUAAUUUCUUUCUUUCUUUCUUUCUUUCUUAAUUUCAUUCUUUCUCCCCUCUUUCCUUCCUUCUUUCUUUUUUUUAUUCCAUCUUUGUUUGUUUGCUUCUUUCUUUCAUUCUUUCUUUCUUUUUACCUCUUUCUGCUGUGGAUUUUAUACCCUCUCUUCUUUCCUGUCGCUCUUUCUCCUCCCCUAUUACGUCAUUUAUUCACACUUAAUCGCAUUACGAAAAUCAAGUAA
Messenger RNA from Acanthosepion pharaonis, 534 nucleotides. The record is from the annotation of a GenBank genome assembly. Lineage: Eukaryota; Metazoa; Mollusca; Cephalopoda; Sepiida; Sepiidae.